This is a messenger RNA of Dendroctonus ponderosae (mountain pine beetle), 1490 nucleotides long. Its product is annotated as phenoloxidase-activating factor 3-like. Gene Ontology annotation, biological process: proteolysis. NCBI's taxonomy places the organism in Eukaryota, Metazoa, Arthropoda, Insecta, Coleoptera, Curculionidae. The record is from RefSeq and is a predicted model, not a curated record. Gene Ontology annotation, molecular function: serine-type endopeptidase activity. The coding region runs from base 38 to 1156 and encodes 372 amino acids. The transcript is spliced from 7 exons.
UACGUUUUCAUAAGUUAAGAGGUCGUUGUCGAAUGAAAUGUGGCUGCUUAAGUAUUUUUGUUUGGUUUUGUUAUUUUAUGGAGCAAAAGCACAACCUGAUGGUGGUGUAUGCAAAACGCCCUUAGGAACGUCGGGAGUAUGCAUAAGUAUUUUUGAAUGCAGUCCUAUCAUAGCCCUUCUGAAAGCGCCAAGCAGAACUAAUGAGCAAAUCCAAUUUAUCAUUUCGUCAAAAUGCGGUUUUAGUUCAGACGGAUUUCCGUAUGUUUGCUGUGGAUCAAAAUCUGAACAAUCAAGCCACCAAGAUAACACUUUCAUACCCCAUCGCUCUAUUCCAAGUCGAAAUGAAUGUGGAUGGCAGUCGCAAAAUAGGAUUUUUAAUGGAGAAAAAACCAACUUGGAUGAAUUUCCUUGGAUGGCUCUGAUCGAAUAUCUGUAUCCAAAUGGCCAUAAAAAGGUUGCUUGUGCGGGGUCAUUGAUAAGUUCGAGAUACAUUCUAACUGCGGCUCAUUGCGUAGUUAAAGAUAACCCCAGGAAAGGUGGUCAGCCAAUUAACAUUCGUCUGGGGGAAUAUGACUUAAGCAGUCCGGGUCAGGACUGUUUUGUCGAUGCAGGUUUUCGCAUUUGUAACGAACCAGAAGUCAAUGUAGGAAUUGACGAAAUCAUUCCGCAUCCGGCUUAUGCAGGCAAACCUAACCGAGAAAACGACAUUGCUUUGAUCAGACUGGAUAAAGAUAUUUCUUAUUCAGAUUUUAUCCAACCUAUUUGCCUACCUGAACCAAACGAAAAAUCAAGAAAUGGUGAACGAUUAACAGUUGCCGGAUGGGGCCGCACGGAACACGGAAGAAACAGCAACUUGAAACUGAAACUAGCCGUUCCUGUAAGCGAUUUUUCCAAUUGCUCGCAAAUUUUCUCCAAAGAAGGUAUCAACCUGAUCGAGAUUCACCAGAUAUGUGCUGGAGGUGAAGAGGGCAAAGAUUCCUGCACGGGUGACAGUGGAGGUCCUUUGAUGAGAACAUUAUUAACUGGCGAUUCAAGGUGGAUGAUUGAAGGCAUUGUAUCGUUUGGAGCCAUCCAGUGUGGAACUAAAGGAUUACCCGGAAUAUAUACAAGAGUUGCUCCUUAUGUGGCUUGGAUUCAUAAAACUGUUCGCGCAUAAGAUUGCUGUGAAUAGCAAAUAGGAAAUCGAAGCAAACAAUUCACAUGAAUUAUUAGUAUACGUAUAACAUCAGGAUAAUUCUACGGACAUAGAAUGGAAAUGAUUAAGAAUAACCGGAAUUCGGACAAAGGAGUACAUUCGUUAAACUGAUAAGCUGAAAUAGUUUUGUUGAUUACGAUUCCACAAUUAUCUUUAAUGUUUUAUGUAACUAAUAUUUAUUGUAUAGUAAACAUUUCUGUCAUUAAGUUAUUUGUCUACAUGAUGGAGUUUUAAAAAAACCAUGCCGAUGAUAUUGCAAUGGUGUGUAAUAAACUUAUUUUGACUUAAGUCGCAA